CUGAAAUUUACUCGACUUAUUAGCUCAGCCCUGAUUGGAAGUCUACCAGUCUAGACAUAUCGGGUCAGUUGAAGUUAUACGAAACAACAUUGUAAUGCCAGAGUUGCAGCGCGGACUUGAAAAGUCGACGAUACUAUUGGCAGGAAGAUGAUACCUAUCGACCAGGCAGAAUUGGCAAAACACAACACAGCAGCCUCUUGCUGGGUGGUUAUCCACGGAAAAGUAUGGGACGUUACCGACUUCCUCAACGAGCACCCCGGCGGCGUAGGGCUGAUCAUGAAGUUCGCCGGCCAAGACGCCACAGAUUCGUAUGACGAAAUCCACAAUGCCGACCUAGUUGCGGAAAUUCUCCCAGCGCAGAACUAUCGUGGUAAUCUAGGACACGACUUCACUGCCACCGCCCAGGCCCUCGACACCAACGUCCAAAAGACAAAGACAAAUUCAAAGUCAAUAUAUCCACCCCUAAGCUCCCUAAUCAACAUAUCCGACUUCGAAAAAGUAGCCCAGCUCUACCUCUCCCCCUCAGCAUGGGCCUACUACUCGUCCGGAUCCGAAGACGAAAUAAGCCUGCAAGACAGCCGUCGUCUCUUCACGCGGAUUUCGCUGCGCCCGCGCAUCCUCCGCAACGUCGAGACCAUCUCAACCAGCACAAGUAUCCUCGGUAUCACGUCCUCACUGCCGUUUUACAUUUCUCCCACGGGCCAGGGGCGCUACGCCCAUCGUGAGGCGGAGACGAUACUCACCAGGGCGGCGGGGAUAGAGGGGAUCGUAUACUGCACGCCGACCAGGUCGUCGACGCCCCAUGAGGCUGUUUUCGGGGCACGGGUCAGUAGGGAUCAGGCGGUAUUCUUUCAGUUGUAUGCGAAUCGCGACAGGGGUAAGACGCAGGAACUCAUCCGCCAGGCGGAAGCCCUGGGAGCAGCUGCCAUUUUCCUGACGGUGGACUCGCCCGUCCUCGGGAGGCGUGAACGCGAUGAACGGGUCAUAAUUGAAUAUUUGGGAGAGCAAGAAGGCCAACAGUCGGCUGCAGAUGCAGUUGCAAAUGCAGGCGUGGCCAAAUCAUCCGCCACCGGCCUGCUCAGCUCCUCUCUCACCUGGGAGGAUCUGCACUGGAUCAAGGAAACCACCUCUCUCCCCCUCGUCAUCAAGGGCAUCCAAUCCGUCGAAGACGCAAUCCUAGCCUUCGACCGCGGCGUCCAAGGUAUUGUAUUAUCGAACCACGGCGGGCGAUCCCUUGAUACGGCGCAAGCCCCUAUCCUGACGCUUCUCGAGAUCUCAAGGCAUGCGCCGCACCUGCUUGCUCCAGAGAUGAGGCACAGAUUUCAGGUUUUCCUCGACGGGGGAAUUAGGAGGGGCACGGAUGUACUCAAGGCUUUGGCGCUGGGGGCUACGGCUGUGGGGAUUGGAAGGCCGUUUUUGUAUGCUUUGACUGCUGGGUAUGGGGAGGCCGGGGUGAGAAGAUUGGUGCAGAUGUUGAGGACCGAAUUGAAGGUUAGUAUGGCGCUGGCAGGGGCGGUUUCGGUGCAGGGUGUUGUUGGGGAUAUGGUUAAUAGUGUGAGGGCUGAGCGGGAGGUGUCAAGGAGAGUUAAGCUGUAG
Messenger RNA from Pseudomassariella vexata, 1596 nucleotides. Its product is annotated as glycolate oxidase. NCBI's taxonomy places the organism in Eukaryota, Fungi, Ascomycota, Sordariomycetes, Amphisphaeriales, Pseudomassariaceae. The transcript is spliced from 2 exons. Gene Ontology annotation, molecular function: oxidoreductase activity; heme binding. The record is from RefSeq and is a predicted model, not a curated record. Bases 148 to 1596 code for a protein of 482 amino acids.